Molecule: messenger RNA, 948 nt
Organism: Grosmannia clavigera kw1407
Lineage: Eukaryota; Fungi; Ascomycota; Sordariomycetes; Ophiostomatales; Ophiostomataceae
Exons: 2
Coding region: 1-948 (315 amino acids)
Source: RefSeq, a predicted model, not a curated record
AUGUCUCGCCGAAGCCAGCGUCGACAGGCAGGGCCGAGCCCCGCCGACGGCCCAUCCGCCAGCCAACAGCCCGUGCAGUAUCCUGAGAUCUUCGUCGCCUGGAUGCCCGACGUCGCUCUGCCCCAGCCCUUUGAUCCAGAUACGUACCCUCUGGACGGAAAGCAGCCCGGCAGCCUGGCCGAACCGCCUCUCGAGCCGUACGAUCCCGACAGCUUUGUGCAGUGGGGCCGCCAGCGAUUUGGCGACGCGUGGUUCGAGCUGCGGACAACCAUGAUCCGCGAACGCCGGUGCGCCGACCUGGCAGCCGACUCGGUGUACCGCCGGCGUCAGCAGGCGCUCCGGGUGGCCGAGAGGAUGCUGGAGCGGCGGCCUCUAGAGCCGGCGGCCGGUGUGGAGGAUGCGGGCUGGAAGCGUCUGUGGGCUCGCAUGGCCAGUGGCCGUCCGGAGAAGCCGCGGACCCAGAAGAAGCACCGCAACUGGAGCGAGGAACGACAUCAGUUCCGGCGCUUCUUCCAGCGCGAAGACGCUGUUGACAACGUCCGAUCUGAGCGCGAGAACCGUCAGAGCAGCAAGGUCAACAAUAGCGAUGACGAGGACGCCAAUGAUGGUGGCAGGCCAUCCAAGAAGACCAGGAUAACGGCAAAGGGAAAGGGGAAGCAGACCCUGCCGGAUGCAGACACGGACUCGGACUGGCCGCCGGAUGCCAUCGCCCAAAAGGAACGCGAAGAUCUCGAGAGACUGCUCGAAAUCGAAAGCCGCUGGACUGGGAAGCCAAAGAGGAAGAUGACCGAAGUGCAGCGCCUCUUCCGUCAGUGGGAGACGGCGCAUGUCAGCACAAGGUCCGGACACCAGACCCGCACCACCUCCAUCAUCUUCUGCCAGAACCAGCCCCAAAUCCAGAUCAGAUUGCAGGCUUCGGCACGAAGCCUCGAGCUCGUCGUCCUCUGA